AUGGCUGGCCGGACUCUGGCUCUGCGUUAUGGGCCCUUGUGGUCCCCCAUCUCUGAAACCGAGGUGCCGGGAUCCUGGCCCAACUGGCAUCUCACCAGCAGCGGAGUUGCCCACCACCUCGUCCCGCCUGCGCCCUUCCCCCCGCCCACCGUGCAGUCCACGGUGGCCAAGCCCCUACCCCCGGCCGCAAAGCAGGCUCCGCACAUCUGGGCUUUCGACGAGGUCAUCAGCAGGUGGGAGACGACCUCGGGCUCGGCUUACGUGCCCAAGAACCACGGCGGGCCCUAUGCGCAGCCCAGGGCCCCAGAGCCUGCGGACCCCACGCGGACUAUGGGGAUCAAGGAUUUAGGAGAAAAGCGCGCCCCCUCCCACGCCCGGCCCCUGCGGCUGGAGCUCGCAGACCACCUCCGCGGGGGCCCUUCCCAGGCUUUAAUCCCCUGGACCAGGAACCCCGAGCUGGCCGGCCGGCCUUUCGCAAUCUCUGACCUGGGCGUCCUGGACCGCCAUCAGCCCUAUCUGACCACCUCGGCCCGGGACUUCCGGUUCUACUCGAAGAAGGAGCUGUCCGGAUACCCCCGCAAAGAUUUGCUGACCUACUGGAGCUUCCAGGAGACGCCCCAGCUUAGGGGCUACAGCCCGAAGCAGUCGUGCUCCUCUCGGUUGCCUCGACCGCCGCAAGUCCGCUUGCCCCGAACCCACCCAGUGACGCUGGCCGUACCGCACCGCGGGGCCCUGUCUCUGGCUCAGGAGUCCUACACCAACCCGCUGCACCCACUCCGCCGGUUCGACCGAUUUUGCCCGCUAGAGGCGCCCUGGGGCGGCCCGCACAAGAAGCCCCUACCGGGUAUCUAUAGCGUGCCCAAAGCCUAUCGCACCGAGAACUCCCGCUACGGCAGCUCGAAGCCGGAGCUUGUCUGAGCAGCCGGGCCCCGCCCCACCCCGCCAGGACACGCCCCCUGGACCGUGGGGCGGGGCGGAGCCAGGAACACUGCGACCAGACAGUGGGAGGAGCAGGGCUCGGGAGCCCCGCCCACUCACGGGCCAUACCCCUUAGGUCUAUGGUGUCGCCCGGAGGAACCAAGACACGCCUACUCAUUUGCCUUGGGGGGGAGGGUGGCGGUACUGAGACCAGAAAAUGGACCUUGAGGCUGGUGGCCCAGCGGGAGGGGACAUGCCCCCUGCGGGAGAUGGGGAAGGGGCUUACCUUUGGUCAGAAGUUAAAUAGCCUAAAUCAUGUCCAUUUUGGGGGACAGCUCUGAUGGGCUUCAUG
Tupaia belangeri chinensis (Chinese tree shrew) is the source of this 1270-nucleotide messenger RNA. It is a transcript of the gene SAXO3, whose product is annotated as stabilizer of axonemal microtubules 3. The record is from RefSeq and is a predicted model, not a curated record. The transcript has 6 exons. Lineage: Eukaryota; Metazoa; Chordata; Mammalia; Scandentia; Tupaiidae. The coding region runs from base 1 to 918 and encodes 305 amino acids.